Maudiozyma barnettii is the source of this 1317-nucleotide messenger RNA. RefSeq names its product AAA family ATPase VPS4 (gene VPS4). The record is from RefSeq and is a predicted model, not a curated record. Lineage: Eukaryota; Fungi; Ascomycota; Saccharomycetes; Saccharomycetales; Saccharomycetaceae. The transcript has a single exon. Gene Ontology annotation, biological process: endosomal transport; vacuole organization. Gene Ontology annotation, molecular function: ATP hydrolysis activity; ATP binding. Bases 1 to 1317 code for a protein of 438 amino acids.
AUGAGCACUGGUGAUUUUCUUGCAAAAGGUAUAGACUUGGUUCAAAAAGCUAUUGAUUUAGAUAGUAAUACAAAGUACGAAGAAGCGUAUACAGCAUAUUAUAAUGGUUUGGAUUAUUUGAUGUUAGCCCUUAAAUAUGAAAAGAAUCCUAAAUCUAAGGAUCUUAUAAGAGCUAAAUUUAGUGAAUACUUGAACCGUGCUGAACAAUUGAAGGAACAUUUGGAAAAGGAAUCACAAAAUAGUAUCGGCAGUGGUAGUAGUAUUAACAAUGGAGAUAAAAGUCAUGACAGCUCUACAGGGAAAAAAAUUUCAAAUAAUAAUGACGAAGAAGCUGAAGAUAGUAAAAAACUACGAGGUGCAUUAGCAGGAGCCAUUUUGAGUGAAAAGCCAAACGUUAAAUGGGAAGAUGUUGCAGGUUUAGAAGGUGCCAAGGAGGCUCUAAAGGAAGCUGUUAUUUUACCAGUAAAAUUCCCACAUUUAUUUAAAGGUAAUCGUAAACCAACAUCAGGUAUUUUAUUAUAUGGUCCUCCUGGUACAGGUAAAUCUUAUUUGGCUAAAGCAGUUGCCACAGAAGCAAAUUCCACCUUUUUCAGUGUGAGUUCUAGUGAUUUAGUCUCAAAAUGGAUGGGUGAAUCUGAAAAAUUAGUGAAACAAUUAUUUACCAUGGCUAGAGAAAACAAACCAUCGAUUAUUUUCAUUGAUGAAGUUGAUGCCCUUACGGGGCAGAGAGGUGAAGGUGAAAGUGAAGCCAGUCGAAGAAUCAAGACAGAAUUAUUGGUUCAAAUGAAUGGUGUUGGGAACGAUGCUCAAGGUGUUCUCGUGUUGGGUGCCACAAAUAUCCCAUGGCAAUUGGAUAGUGCUAUUAGAAGAAGAUUCGAAAAGAGAAUAUAUAUUCCAUUACCAGAUGUUGCAGCAAGGACAAAAAUGUUUGAAAUUAACGUUGGUGAUACUCCAUGUAGUCUAAGUAAGGAUGAUUAUAGAUCGUUAGGUCAAAUGACUGAUGGUUAUUCUGGUAGUGAUAUUGCAGUGGCUGUAAAAGAUGCCUUAAUGCAACCUAUAAGAAAGAUCCAAAGUGCAACCCACUUUAAAAAUGUUUCUGAAGAUUCUGAUACUAAAUUAUAUACACCUUGCUCCCCUGGAGAUCCAGAGGCAGAAGAAUUGAGUUGGAUAAGUAUAGAGGCUGAUGAAUUAAAAGAACCAGAAUUGACAAUUAAAGAUUUCUUAAAGGCAAUUAAAACUACCAGGCCUACUGUUAAUGAUGAGGACUUGCGUAAACAGGAAGAAUUCACUUCAGACUUUGGUCAAGAAGGUAAUUGA